AUGGAAUCAUCUUUCUCAUUUGGAGUGAUCCUUGCUGUCCUGGCCUCCCUCAUCAUUGCUACUAACACACUGGUGGCUCUGGCUGUGCUGCUGUUGAUCCACAAGAAUGAUGGUGUCAAUCUCUGCUUCACCUUGAAUCUGGCUGUGGCUGACACCUCGAUUGGUGUGGCCAUCUCUGGCCUACUCACAGACCAGCUCUCCAGCCCUUCUCGGCCCACACAGAAGACCCUGUGCAGCCUGCGGAUGGCAUUUGUCACUUCCUCCGCAGCUGCCUCUGUCCUCACGGUCAUGCUGAUCACCUUUGACAGGUACCUUGCCAUCAAGCAGCCCUUCCGCUACUUGAAGAUCAUGAGUGGGUUCGUGGCCGGCGCCUGCAUUGCCGGGCUGUGGUUAGUGUCUUACCUCAUUGGCUUCCUCCCACUCGGAAUCCCCGUGUUCCAGCAGACUGCCUACAAAGGGCACUGCAGCUUCUUUGCUGUAUUUCACCCUCACUUCGUACUGACCCUCUCCUGCGUUGGCUUCUUCCCAGCCAUGCUCCUCUUCGUCUUCUUCUACUGCGACAUGCUCAAGAUUGCCUCCAUGCACAGCCAGCAGAUCCGAAAGAUGGAACAUGCAGGAGCCAUGGCUGGAGGUUAUCGACCCCCACGGACUCCCAGUGACUUCAAAGCUCUCCGCACUGUGUCUGUUCUCAUUGGGAGCUUCACUCUAUCCUGGACCCCCUUCCUUAUCACUGGCAUUGUGCAGGUGGCCUGCCAGGAGUGUCACCUCUACCUUGUGCUGGAACGUUACCUGUGGCUGCUCGGCGUGGGCAACUCCCUGCUCAACCCACUCAUCUAUGCCUAUUGGCAGAAGGAGGUGCGACUGCAGCUCUACCACAUGGCCCUAGGAGUGAAGAAGGUGCUCACCUCAUUUCUCCUCUUUCUCUCGGCCAGGAAUGGUGGCCCAGAGAGGCCCAGGGAAAGUUCCUGUCACAUCGUCACUAUCUCCAGCUCAGAGUUUGAUGGCUAA
Symphalangus syndactylus (siamang) is the source of this 1008-nucleotide messenger RNA. It is a transcript of the gene GPR119, whose product is annotated as G protein-coupled receptor 119. Gene Ontology annotation, biological process: regulation of metabolic process; adenylate cyclase-activating G protein-coupled receptor signaling pathway. Gene Ontology annotation, cellular component: membrane. The record is from RefSeq and is a predicted model, not a curated record. Gene Ontology annotation, molecular function: G protein-coupled receptor activity; phosphatidylcholine binding. NCBI's taxonomy places the organism in Eukaryota, Metazoa, Chordata, Mammalia, Primates, Hylobatidae.